Messenger RNA from Aphanomyces invadans, 1902 nucleotides. RefSeq lists its product as hypothetical. NCBI's taxonomy places the organism in Eukaryota, Oomycota, Saprolegniomycetes, Saprolegniales, Verrucalvaceae. The transcript has a single exon. Bases 1 to 1902 code for a protein of 633 amino acids. The record is from RefSeq and is a predicted model, not a curated record.
AUGGUAUUUCUCGUGUCGCUCUUUUCGAUCGCUGCGGCUUUGGUUGCUGCUGCCGGUUUCGACGACAUCCAAUUCCCCACCGACGACGCCGCCGUCGACCGGAGCUCCCCUUCGUCGUCAUGGCUGCCCCGCCCCGAUCAGUCCCUGGAUGUCAGUCUCCCUGUGGACUCGCACAUCCUUGACAAGCAUGCCGCGCCGUGUAUGAUCACGCUCGUCGACAACCACACGUAUGCGUUUUCGUACGACAAGCCGUACCAGGGCACGUUUGACGCUGCCUCGUGCUACAACGAUCCCGACUAUUCGCUUGUGUACGUCCGAUACAAAGCCAACGUCGAUCCUGGCCGCCAGUUCGAUCGCCUCGCCGCCGUCUGGGUCGGUCCCCACGCCAUCCUGCGCACAACGACCCAGGAACCGAAUCGAGUCGUGGGGCCGCACUGGGAAAUCUUUCGCGAGAUCUCGCAGUACCGGUCAUUGUUUGGCACGACCGGCAACGUGACGGCAUCGCUCGACAACGUGGUCAACAGCGUGUACACGAGCCACUUUUACGUGACGGUCACGGUCGAGUUUUACAAAAAGGACCCGGCGCACGACGUCGUCCAGCGCGUCCCGUCCGCGCCGGACCAGAUCAUCCCGGUCUUCAAGCCCCACAGCACGUACCCGUGGUUUCACGUCCAGCCAAACACGGUCGGGCGAAACUACAACCUCGUCACGUUCCCCAAGAACGUGGACGGGCUGUACUUGGAGCUGUUCACGUCGCACCACGGGUGUGACGAGUUUUACUACGCCAACCCGACGGACGAGGUCAAAGCGGCGGUCGGCGCCGACUGCGCGGGAGGUGCGUUCCGCGAAGUCCAGGUCCUGCUCGACGACGACAUCGUUGGCGCGGUGUGGCCGUUUCCGUUAAUCUACACGGGCGGGAUCAGUCCCGCGAUGUGGCGCCCGAUCGUGGCCGUGGGCGCAUUCGAAGCCCCCACGUACAUCGUCGACCUGACGCCGUUCCUGGCCAACGUGCUCGACGGGAAGCCGCACAACGUGAGCUUUGCCAUCGGCAACGGCCAUGACUACUGGCCCACGAACGGCAACCUGCUCGUAUACGUCGACCACGACGUGGAAGCGACCGUCGCGACGCUCGACAAGAGGGUGUUUCAACGGCACGUCGUUCCCGACGUGGCGACGACAGGCCACGGCGCAAACGUCACAAUCCACACGACGGCCGAGCGCGACGUCUACGUCAAGGCCACGAUUGCGAAUGCCCAAGGCAUCCGCACGUACAGCGUCAAGCAAAAGUUCGCCUUCGUCAACCAGCAAGUGUACUCGAACAAUGCAAACGACCAAACGUUCAACCAGCGCACGACGACUUUGACAACGACCACGAUCAAGUUUGACGACGGCACCAAGACGACCAAGUACUACAUGGAGGACUACCCGCUGUCCGGGGAAACCAAGUACAGGUCGUAUGUGGCUAGCAAGGCAGCGGGCCGUGUGGACGGGAUGGAAGGCACGGCGGACGCUGUCGACAUUCCGCCGUUUCGAGCGCCGCGCAUCCAGGACGGCGAGCCCAUGGCCCGCGGUAACACUAUCAUGGCCGACUACUACAAGUACAACGUGUCGAUCCAACACGACCUGCGCCAAAAGCUGCGCAUCGACGGCAACAAGGAUGCCUUUCGCCUGGGGGUGGACGAGUACGAGCUCACGAUUGCUCAAACCGCACGUGCCCAAAUCGAUUCUCGCGUCGGGUUCAACGCGACCACGUCGGUGUCGCUGGCCGCGUCCAACUGGACGGGAUGCUACUCCCACGACGUGGCGAGCUCGUCCGGCAACUACACCAAGUACUACGAAGGUCGCAAGUGUCCCCACUUGUACGUUGAGUCUGUCGAGGAGGCCGACGAAGGCGAUCUCUAA